CUCUAGAGGGCGAACCAGAGUCUAAACUGCCCAGAAAACACGAGAGGUAUUCAAUUCAUGGGAUAACGGCCGGCACAGGUCGUGCUGACAGAUGACCCGUCGGAAAGGUAGGCGGGGCAACCGGGAUGGUGGGGCUAACAACGCCACAGGUCAACCGGCUAUGCCACCGGCUACGCCUCGGAACCAGCCUGGGAGCUCUGUUACACCCGUAAGCGGGGGUAUGCAGCCAGGAUGGGGCCUUCGUCAGCUUACGGUAGGCACGCUAACCCCCCGUACUCCAGUGGUCGACAACUCAGGAGGAGACGCAACAAGUGAACGUCGACGGAUCGGGAGCAGGGGAGAGGGCAACGUAACCACUGAGGUGCGCCCCCCCCCCGCCGCGACAAAGCGCGACGCGAGAGAUUCCGGAAGCGCAGGAAGAGGCUCUCUAUUGGUGUCACGGGUGGUGGCCUACCCAAUCUUGAGAGCAAGCUCGAGGAGGAGGAUUAGUACAGACAGCAAGGCGAGGCGAGGAGGGAGGCAUCGGCCCGUAAAGCUCGCGCGAUUGCCAAAGACGAACGGCGACAAGCAGAGUCCGCGGGCAAUCACCCCGUUGAGCCUCGGCGUAGGAGUCACGGCGGGAACCCAAGAAAAGCCGGUUAUCAGCCUGGAAAGCGGAAUGCGGGUAGGGGAUUUUCUGCCCCAGCGGUGCUAUUUGUACGCCAACCAACAAGCAAGAAGCGAAGAAAGGCGUGCGAGCGUAUGGNGUACAGACAGCAAGGCGAGGCGAGGAGGGAGGCAUCGGCCCGUAAAGCUCGCGCGAUUGCCAAAGACGAACGGCGACAAGCAGAGUCCGCGGGCAAUCACCCCGUUGAGCCUCGGCGUAGGAGUCACGGCGGGAACCCAAGAAAAGCCGGUUAUCAGCCUGGAAAGCGGAAUGCGGACCACCCUGGCACCGAGUGUAGCAAAUGCCGAUCAUCCAGCUGGUGUAGAUGCGGAGGGUGUAGGCCUUGAGAUGGGAGGGGCGAAGAAGUACUGGGGGAAAAUAUUCGACAAGUGGAUCGUUUCAUCGGUAGACAUGGACCUAUGGAUGAUCAUUCUACUAGCGAUGACCACUGGUUGGCUUCGGCCUCGUGGCGAAGGGGCGGUUGACGUGACGGUCCAGAAGGUCGUGGGUGGCGAGACCAAGUUACUGUGGAUAAACAAAGUAUUCGCCAGCAUCUGCGAACUCCAGGACGGAAGCGAGUCCGCGUGGCCGCUAUUGACCUUCAGGGGCUGGAUUCCCACGGACAACGAUAAGGUCCGUCUGUUCGUCCUAACGUUCCUGGAGUCGGGCUGUGACUACCUCCCGGCAAUUUCCGGGCUGCCGUUCGACAAGAUGUGGGUACUGGCCCUCAAGAGCGUGCGGACGGAGGGUUUGUUUGGCAGACCGCUGUUCUUCGAGGAGCAGGAUGGCACGUGGGCCGUGCAUGUCGACGAAUGCGCGAAGCUUUUGGCGACCAUGUUCUUCUACAAGGAUGAAGCGGCGUUUGGCACUGCUCAUUUGACUCCAGCCCAGCUGGUCGAAAGCGUUGACGGCGACGUCGAGGGCUACGUGGACGUGAUCCGUUACGCCAUCCUCCAACUCCCCAAGAAGACGACAGCCACCUGUCCAUUUUUUUUUUCUUGCGCAAGCGGGCAGAACGAGGUGCAGGUGCAAGAACAAGAAGUGCUCGNCGAACUCACAAAGGAGAACUGCGUGCUUGACCUGUCCGAGUGCACGAACAAGAAGUGCUCGCUCGCUUGCGGCUGCAGAAAUCGUUGCACCCCUACGGCGGGCGGCGCCGGCACCCGUGCGUGCAGGGGGGAGGAAUCGCACGGAGCGGAACAGAACGACGUGGAUGCGGGGACCCCUGAGUCGCCUGCGAGCAAGGACGUUUCCGCCGGCGAGGCCGCGGAAUCUAAGCGCGCAGAGUUAGAGGACCCCGAGUCGGACGAGAACGGCGACGGUUCGGUCGGUGCACUCGACGAUUUGAUCAAGUUGGGUUCGAGCGAAUCUGGCUCCAGCGAUGGGGAACCUGAUGGGGUUAGCGAGAAGAGCGUCGACUCCAACUGGAGUGACGGAGACACAGAUGAUGGNACGACGUGGAUGCGGGGACCCCUGAGUCGCCUGCGAGCAAGGACGUUUCCGCCGGCGAGGCCGCGGAAUCUAAGCGCGCAGAGUUAGAGGACCCCGAGUCGGACGAGAACGGCGACGGUUCGGUCGGUGCACUCGACGAUUUGAUCAAGUUGGGUUCGAGCGAAUCUGGCUCCAGCGAUGGGGAACCUGAUGGGGUUAGCGAGAAGAGCGUCGACUCCAACUGGAGUGACGGAGACACAGAUGAUGGUGUUGCGGAUCUCGUAACCGACGCCUGGAACUGAGAUCUGGCUACUUCUUCAGGCAGGGAGGUGGACGGGGGGCAAUAUUUUUCGGCCGCGCUGAGUGUCCGUUGUUUAUUGGCAUAGUAUUUUGUUAGUCGCAAACCGCCUGGUACAGGGGUGCUGUUUGCGUUUCGGGCCUGUCUGUGUCGUUUGUACUGACUAUAAAUAAGGUGUUUGUUGUUUCCUUCAGUUCGGGCAUGAUGUUGAUAGGUGUGGGCAACCCGGGGGGAGCAGUCUUGUGUGCGGUCUUCGUGUGCACAAGUCAGAAGUGUGUGCGGUGCAACACCUCAGCAGGAGAGGGGGGCACCCCAACAGCAAUUUCAGUUCAAAUCUAGCCGACGCCAUUGAAGAGUAUUCCACGUGCAGCACGUCUUGCAGCACAAUUCCAAGUGCUGUACAACCGCAAGAUCAGCAGCUAACGUUACCAAUGCUCGGUGUUGCCGGUGGCGUGACAGAAAAUAAGCAUGGUGCCUGUAUGUUAAUGCAAGUUUUGAACUUCAUCUGUGUCUACCUCUUGAUUCCCGCCACCAAUCAAGCUCAACCCUUCUGCAAUAUACUCUAUGGUGCUCAGUUCAUCUUCCCUCAAAAGUUGGUGGCGAUUGAUGCUGUAGUGGGCGCGUUCUUGUGCUUGGUCGCUUUGGUGGGUGCACAGCAGGGUGGUUGCGCCGCGUAGAUACGAGUCUCGCAUUUUUGUUGGGGAGGGGCUGCGUGUUGCGCCGACAAGUUUGAAGCCUACAGUGGACGGAAUUUGGCAAAUCUUGNUGGCGUGACAGAAAAUAAGCAUGGUGCCUGUAUGUUAAUGCAAGUUUUGAACUUCAUCUGUGUCUACCUCUUGAUUCCCGCCACCAAUCAAGCUCAACCCUUCUGCAAUAUACUCUAUGGUGCUCAGUUCAUCUUCCCUCAAAAGUUGGUGGCGAUUGAUGCUGUAGUGGGCGCGUUCUUGUGCUUGGUCGCUUUGGUGGGUGCACAGCAGGGUGGUUGCGCCGCGUAGAUACGAGUCUCGCAUUUUUGUUGGGGAGGGGCUGCGUGUUGCGCCGACAAGUUUGAAGCCUACAGUGGACGGAAUUUGGCAAAUCUUGGUUCCCUAGAUAGCCCCUGGAAUAGUCUACUGCUGUAAACCGUAAGCCUUCGGUGGAUGUACGCUGGUCGCGCUGCUCUUCUGCGUAAAACGAUAAUCUUUGUUCCUCCGCCACCUUUCUUUUUUUUCAGUCG
Ectocarpus sp. CCAP 1310/34 is the source of this 3591-nucleotide messenger RNA. The record is from the annotation of a GenBank genome assembly. Lineage: Eukaryota; Phaeophyceae; Ectocarpales; Ectocarpaceae.